AUGCUGGAUACAGAAGAGGAGAAAAGAAGAUUUCAGAUUGAACUUGAAUUCAUCCAAUGUUUAUCUAAUCCUUGGUAUUUAAAUAAUCUUGCACAACAGCAGUAUUUUAAAGAUCCAGCAUUCCUUAAUUAUUUAAAAUAUUUGCAGUACUGGAAAAAACCAGAAUAUGUAAAGUUUGUCGUCUAUCCACAUGCUUUAUAUUUUUUAGAUUUGUUACAAAAUGCUCAGUUUAGAGAUUAUAUAAGCACCUCAGAAAAUACCCAAGAAAUGCAUCGCAUGCAAUAUUAUCACUGGCAGUACUUACGUAACCCACCAAAAGUAAAUACAACAACUGUUGAUGAAGUCAAAGAAGAAAUAAACAAAUAA
Cokeromyces recurvatus is the source of this 366-nucleotide messenger RNA. Its product is annotated as SOH1-domain-containing protein. Gene Ontology annotation, molecular function: transcription coregulator activity. The transcript is spliced from 3 exons. Gene Ontology annotation, cellular component: core mediator complex; mediator complex. Gene Ontology annotation, biological process: regulation of transcription by RNA polymerase II. Bases 1 to 366 code for a protein of 121 amino acids. Lineage: Eukaryota; Fungi; Mucoromycota; Mucoromycetes; Mucorales; Mucoraceae. The record is from RefSeq and is a predicted model, not a curated record.